Molecule: messenger RNA, 2826 nt
Organism: Neltuma alba
Lineage: Eukaryota; Viridiplantae; Streptophyta; Magnoliopsida; Fabales; Fabaceae
Product: pentatricopeptide repeat-containing protein At2g18940, chloroplastic-like
Exons: 1
Coding region: 175-2721 (848 amino acids)
Molecular function (GO): protein binding
Source: RefSeq, a predicted model, not a curated record
CCAUCUUCUUCAUCCAGAUAUCAUCCUCAGCAAUCACCAUUCACACCAGAUUACCCCUUCUUUCCACCUUCCUCCUUCAAAAAUACUCUCUUUUCCAUCGCUUUCCUUCUCGUGCGUAUUCCCAGCUAGCCCACUGGUCUUCUUCUUCUGCUGCUAUCUCUUUCUCUUGUAAUAAUGGAGGGUACUCUCUUCCCUAAUAGACCUGUACUCCCUGUACAACCAAACAGACCAACACACCCAAAUUCCACUUUGAAAUUUAAUUCAACGCUUCUUCCGCCUCCACCGCCACCUCCUCAAUCUCCUUCUCCUUCGUCUUUUCAUUUGGAUUCGCUUCUCCAACACCUUCAGCACCUCUCUGCAAAUCCCAUAACCACUAACAAGCUCAAGCUUUCAAGUUCUGCACAGGAAAGUAAUGCCCACUCUGCUUCUCUUCAGAUUCCCCUCCAUUCGUCUGAAAUAUCUCAACAGACCCAGAAAAAGGAACCGACUUCGGCUUCCGUGAGGCGCAUUGAUGGCAAUGAAACCGAGUUUCCGACUGAAGGUGAUGGUACUCUUGAAUUUUUGUCUCCUAGGGGUAAGUUGAUGCUCAAUUCGAUUGUUGAGAAGCCCUUGAAUAGUUUAAAUGAUUUCUUUAACUCUGCGAAGCUUGAGCUGCUCGAAGUUGAUUUAUCGAGCCUCUUGAAAGCGUUAGACCUUUCUGGUUGCUGGGAACGAGCGCUUUUGUUGUUUGAAUGGUUUUCGUUGCAAUUGAACUCUGAAAAUAUGAGGGUGGACAAUCAGGCUGUUGAAAUCAUGGUUAGAAUUCUGGGGAGGGAAUCACAGCAUUCAAUUGCAUCUAAGUUGUUUGAUAUUAUUCCUCUUGAAGAAUACUCACUUGAUGUCCGGGCCUAUACAACAAUUCUUCAUGCAUAUGCUCGAACUGGCAAGUAUAAACGAGCUAUUGGUGUCUUUGAGAAGAUGAAGGAGGCUGGUAUUUCUCCGACUUUGGUUACUUACAACGUCAUGCUUGAUGUUUAUGGCAAGAUGGGUCGUUCCUGGAACGCAAUCUUGGACCUCUUGGAUGAGAUGAAAAGUAAAGGACUCGAGUAUGAUGAAUUUACCUGCAGCACGGUUAUUUCGGCUUGUGGCAGAGAGGGUAUGCUUGAUGAAGCAAGAAAAUUUUUUGCUGACUUAAAAUUGAAUGGAUAUACUCCGGGAACUGUUACAUAUAAUUCUUUGCUGCAAGUAUUUGGAAAGGCUGGGAUUUACUCAGAAGCCCUGAGCAUCUUAAAAGAAAUGGAGGAUAAUAAUUGCCCACCUGAUUCUGUUACUUACAAUGAGCUUGUGGCAGCAUAUGUGAGAGCUGGAUUUUAUGAUGAAGGGGCUGCUGUUAUAGAUACAAUGACCCAUAAAGGAGUUAUGCCAAAUGCUGUUACUUAUACAACUGUAAUUAAUGCCUAUGGUAAGGCAGGAAAGGAGGAUAAGGCCCUAAAGUUGUUCAACCAGAUGAAGGAGUUAGGCUGUGUUCCCAAUGUAUGCACUUACAAUUCAGUUCUUGCCAUUUUAGGCAAGAAGUCAAGAUCAGAAGAUAUGAUAAAUAUUCUGUGUGAUAUGAAAUUGAAUGGAUGCCCUCCUAAUCGAAUUACAUGGAACACCCUGCUUGCUGUAUGUGGUGAGAAAGGUAAGCAAGAAUAUGUUAACCAGGUUCUGAGGGAAAUGAAAAACUGUGGAUUUGAGCCUGACAGAGAUACGUUCAAUACAUUAAUCAGUGCAUAUGGUCGGUGUGGGUCUGAAAUUGAUGCUGCCAAAAUGUAUGGGGAAAUGGUUAAAGCAGGAUUUACUCCAUGUGUGACAACUUAUAAUGCUCUUCUGAAUGCUCUAGCUCGUCGAGGUGAUUGGAGAGCAGCAGAAUCCGUCAUUCUGGAUAUGGGGAGUAAGGGUUUCAAGCCUAAUGAAACCUCAUUCUCAUUAAUGCUUCAUUGUUACUCCAAGGGUGGGAAUGUUAAAGGUAUAGAGAAGAUUGAGCAUCAAAUUUACGACGGUCAUGUUUUCCCUAGUUGGAUGCUUUUGAGAACCCUUGUAAUUGCAAACUUCAAGUGCAGAGAGCUUAAAGGAACGGAGAGGGCAUUUAAGCAAUUGCAGAAGAAUGGAUACAAACCUGAUUUGGUUCUAAUCAACUCAAUGCUCUCUAUGUUUGUCCGAAACAAGAUGUACAUAAGGGCCCAUGAGAUGCUUAAUCUUAUUCAUCAAAGUGGCUUACAGCCAAAUCUCGUUACCUAUAAUAGCUUAUUGGACCUGUAUGCACGAGAAGGUGAGUGUUGGAAAGCAGAAGAAAUGCUCAGGGGAAUACAAAAGUCUGGUCAGAAGCCAGAUCUUGUGUCUUAUAACACUGUCAUCAAGGGAUUCUGCCGGCAAGGACUCAUGCAGGAGGCUAUUAGACUUCUCUCAGAGAUGACCUCUAGCGGAAUUCGGCCAUGCAUCUUCACUUACAACACUUUCUUGGCAGGCUUUGCAGGCCAGGGAUCGUUUGCAGAUGUAGAUGAAGUUAUUAGAUAUAUGAUUGAGCACAAGUGCAGGCCCAAUGAGCUAACUUACAAGAUUGCUGUUGAUGGUUAUUGUAAAGCUAAGAAAUAUAAAGAAGCCAUGGACUUUGUGUCUAAGAUCAAGGAGAUUGAUAGCUCCUUUGAUGAUAAACCUGUGAAACGGCUAGCUUCUCGCAUUAGGGAGAAUUUAGAGUCAUGAUAUGGCUGAUACAAAUAUACAUCAGCCAUUGCAAUUCUUGGUAGUCUUUUGGCAAUUCUAUUGUCCUAUAUAUACAUAAUAUCAAAUUUAUUUUUAUGUUUUUAA